Molecule: messenger RNA, 385 nt
Organism: Emiliania huxleyi CCMP1516
Lineage: Eukaryota; Haptophyta; Isochrysidales; Noelaerhabdaceae
Exons: 2
Source: RefSeq, a predicted model, not a curated record
GGUCGGCCGCCAUUCGUGGCCUCCCGGUCUGCUGCGGCGGCGCGGCCGGUCGAGGCCGGGCUCGGCCCGGCCCGCGACGGCUGGCCGCCGACGAGCGCGCUCGCGCUGCUCGUCAAAAUGGCGGCGGUGGCGAUUGCGGCGACGGUCGUGUUCAGUCGGCAUGAGCCUUCCGCGAUAUUCGAUCCCGCAGCCAAAAGCUGCUCGCUCGAACCGCGGCCGGCUCUACCAUCGCGGCCGCAGCUGUUGAGCUCUCCAGAAGACUGGUGCCUCAUAUGCUGCCUCCCUGCGGAUGCUGCCGGCGAGCCUGGCGGUCCGCUGUACUACAAGGAAGUGCUGACUCGAUUCUACCUCGAAUUCUUCUACCCCCACGACUCGGAACGCGAAU